GAAGGAGGUUUCUAGACCAAAUGGGGAACACAAAUGGCGAAAACGGAGAGAUUGAGACGUUUGAGACAGAGAAUGGACAUGUGAAUGAAGAGAAUGGAGGUGAGCCACAUGAGGAUUUGAACAGAAUAGUCCCAUGGACAAGGCAAAUUACAGUCCGGGGACUCGUAGCCAGCGUAGUUAUUGGCGUAAUUUACAGUGUUCUAGUGACAAAGUUGAACCUCACCACUGGUUUGGUUCCCAAUCUCAAUGUUUCGGCUGCACUUCUCGCCUUCGUGUUCAUCCGGUCAUGGACUAAGCUGCUUCAGAAAGCUGGAGUUGUAUCAACUCCCUUCACCAGGCAGGAGAAUACAAUAAUUCAAACUUGUGCAGUUGCAUGUUAUAGCAUUGCUUAUGGAGGUGGUUUUGGUUCGUAUCUGUUGGGUCUAAGCCGGUAUAUUUACGAGCAAGUUGGGGUUGAUACUGAGGGGAACACUCCCGGGAGCACCAAGGAACCAGAGCUUGGCUGGAUGACUGGUUUUCUAUUUGCUACUAGUUUUGUUGGGCUGCUGGCUUUGGUUCCUCUCAGAAAGAUCAUGAUAAUAGACUAUAAAUUACCAUACCCGAGCGGAACUGCUACUGCUGUCCUUAUUAAUGGGUUUCAUACUCCAAAGGGUGACAAGAUGGCUAAAAAGCAGGUUCAUGGGUUCAUGAAAUUCUUUUCAGCUAGUUUCUUGUGGGGUUUCUUUCAGUGGUUUUAUUCUGGAGGAGAGAAAUGCGGAUUCGCUCAGUUUCCAACAUUUGGAUUGACCGCUUGGAGAAAUUCAUUUUACUUCGAUUUCAGUAUGACUUAUAUAGGAGCAGGAAUGAUCUGUUCUCAUCUAGUGAACUUAUCUUUGCUUCUCGGCGCCAUACUCUCUUGGGGAGUAAUGUGGCCAUUGAUAAGGGGUCUUAAGGGAGAGUGGUUUCCUGCAACUUUAUCAGAAAGCAGUAUGAAGAGUCUAAACGGUUACAAGGUUCUCAUUUCCAUUUCCUUGUUACUAGGAGACGGACUGUACAAUUUUCUCAAGAUACUGUACUUUACUGGCUCAAGCAUCCACAGGAAAAUGAACAACAAGAGCCUUAAAACAGCUUCAAAUAACCAGAAUGCGACUCUUGAUGAUCUUCGACGAAAUGAAGUCUUCCUAAGGGAUAACAUUCCGGUUUGGGUUGUGUGCGUAGGGUACACCUUGUUCUCUGUCAUCUCCAUCAUUAUCAUCCCGCUCAUGUUCCCUCAACUGAAAUGGUAUUAUGUUGUCGUAACCUACCUUAUUGGACCCUCUCUAAGCUUCUGCAAUGCUUAUGGGGCGGGUCUAACUGACAUGAACAUGGCUCAUAACUACGGGAAAGUGGCUCUCUUUGUGCUUGCUGCCGUAGCUGGGAAAAACGAUGGUGUUGUUGCAGGACUUGUAGCCUGUGGUCUGAUCAAAUCAAUGGUUUCUAUCUCCUCCGAUCUGAUGCACGACUUAAAGACUGGUCAUCUCACUCUCACGUCUCCUCGAUCAAUGCUUUUAAGCCAGGCUAUUGGAACGGCCAUAGGCUGUGUGGUAGCUCCUCUGACAUUCUUUCUCUUCUACAAGGCUUUUAAAGUUGGGGAUCCAAACGGUGAAUACAAAGCCCCUUACGCCAUCAUUUACAGAAACAUGGCAAUUCUCGGCGUUGAAGGCUUCUCUGCUCUGCCCAAACAUUGCUUACAGCUGUGUUAUGGUUUUUUCUCAUUUGCCAUAGCAGCUAAUCUGCUGAGAGAUCUUGCUCCUACGAAAAUCGGGAAAUGGGUUCCGUUUCCAAUGGCAAUGGCUGUCCCAUUCCUCGUUGGAGCGUACUUUGCGAUUGAUAUGUGCAUGGGGAGUUUGGUUGUGUUUGUCUGGCACAAGCUGAAGAAGAACAAGGCAAGUUUAAUGAUUCCGGCAGUUGCUUCCGGUUUGAUAUGUGGAGACGGGAUGUGGAUCCUCCCUUCGUCGAUUCUGGCAUUGGCCAAGGUUCAACCUCCCAUCUGCAUGAACUUCUUGGCAACUAAGUAGACCUGGAUUUGCGUCGCAGACUCGUAGUUGUGUUCUUCGAGUACAGUUGCAGUAGGUAAAAUCUGCAGAUGCGGAUUCAGCAAAGUAUAGGGGAAUUAGUGAUAAUUAUCUCAAGUAAUACAUAAAGUAAUGUAGCACGGUAGAUGACUAGAUGCUGGGGUUUUGUAUCCUACUUCUCAUAUGAUGAGCUAAUAAAGAUGCAUCCAAAGAAAACUUGUGCCACAUUUUGUCAAAUGAAACCUGUGAUUUUAACUUUUCUCCGACAA
Messenger RNA from Malus domestica (apple), 2302 nucleotides. Its product is annotated as metal-nicotianamine transporter YSL3. The record is from RefSeq and is a predicted model, not a curated record. Gene Ontology annotation, molecular function: oligopeptide transmembrane transporter activity; iron-nicotianamine transmembrane transporter activity. Gene Ontology annotation, biological process: seed development; response to iron ion. Gene Ontology annotation, cellular component: plasma membrane. NCBI's taxonomy places the organism in Eukaryota, Viridiplantae, Streptophyta, Magnoliopsida, Rosales, Rosaceae.